Messenger RNA from Camelina sativa (false flax), 458 nucleotides. NCBI's taxonomy places the organism in Eukaryota, Viridiplantae, Streptophyta, Magnoliopsida, Brassicales, Brassicaceae. The record is from RefSeq and is a predicted model, not a curated record.
CAAACAGAAAAAAAAUACAUAUACUUAAAAAAUGAAGAAUGUCUCGUUGAAGCUGUUUUUAUUUGUUACUCUUCUUUUCGUUGUCUUGCGAGAAGAUCUUGCAAAGGCCAAGAGAUGCGACGUAAACUCUGACUGUCAAGGCUUACAAUCUUGUCAGAGAGGCCCAGAAUUAGGAUACUGCGAUGAUGGAACUUGCAAGUGUCUACCAUUACCAGCGACGAAUACAAAAACCAUCGAUGUGAAUCAUGGAGGAAUAUGCGAUACAUACCUCGAGUGUGGAAGCAUGUUAUGCUCUGAUUAUCGUAAGGCAUGUUGCAUAAAUGAUAAAUGUGCGUGUCGUAAACCAGGCCAAAAUGUGCCCAACUGCCCAAAUUAAAUUAUGUUAAAAUCUUCAUUGUUAUAAUCGAUUAUCAAUGAGUUAUUAAGCACUUUGUAUCCAUCGACAACUUUUCUAUGUU